AUGCCGCACGACAGCGCGCCGAACGAGGGCGGGCGCGCACGGCCGCACCCGCUCAUCCGGGGGGCGCACCAGUCCUCCAACUCGAUCUUGGUCAACAGCUGCCAGCGUGGAAAUCCCAUCUUGCAGCAUGUCAAGGGCGUCGCAUGGGAGUUUGCGGAUAUCGUGCCGGACUACCAGGUGGGCCUCUCGAGCGGCGUCUUGUUUCUAAGCCUGCGCUAUUUUCGCCUGCAUCCAGAGUACAUUCAUAUGCGCAUCCAAAAAUUGGCACACAUGUACACGCUCCGUAUUCUGCUCGUGCUCUGCGACGUGAAUGACCACCAGCCGGCGAUCAAGGAGCUAACCAAGAUUGCACUGGUCAACCGCAUGGUCCUACUUGUGGCAUGGACUGCGGAAGAGGCAGGUCGGUACCUCGAGACCUACAAAGCAUUUGAGCAGCGCCCGCCCGACACGAUCCGCACGCGCGUCGGUGACACGUACAUGAGCCAGCUCACGGCGGCACUUACAAGCGUGCGUGGCGUGAACAAGACCGACGUCAUGACGCUUGCGACACAUGUUGGCUCGAUGGAUCAAAUGGCAAACGCUCCGCCCGAGUCCUUGCUGAUGCUCCCGGGCAUGGGUGAGGUCAAGGUCGACAACCUUGUGCGUGCCAUGCGGCAGCCGUUCCGCACCGACGGCAAGCCCAGACCGGUGCCGGCGACAGGCGCUGCCGCCGAUGCGCCGCCUGCCGACGCCCCGCCGGAUGCCCCGAGCGAGACGCUGGAAGAAGCCGCACCGCUGCCGUUCGAUUCUCUCCCGGACAACUUUGACUCGCUCCCGGAAGAGGAGCAGCUGCGCCUCGCGAUGCAGCUCAGCGUCGAGGGCUUAUCAUAG
This is a messenger RNA of Malassezia japonica, 870 nucleotides long. RefSeq names its product ssDNA endonuclease and repair protein rad10 (gene RAD10). NCBI's taxonomy places the organism in Eukaryota, Fungi, Basidiomycota, Malasseziomycetes, Malasseziales, Malasseziaceae. The record is from RefSeq and is a predicted model, not a curated record. Gene Ontology annotation, biological process: UV-damage excision repair; mitotic recombination. The transcript has 6 exons. Bases 1 to 870 code for a protein of 289 amino acids. Gene Ontology annotation, cellular component: nucleus; nucleotide-excision repair factor 1 complex; ERCC4-ERCC1 complex. Gene Ontology annotation, molecular function: damaged DNA binding; single-stranded DNA binding.